Molecule: messenger RNA, 503 nt
Organism: Pelodiscus sinensis (Chinese soft-shelled turtle)
Lineage: Eukaryota; Metazoa; Chordata; Testudines; Trionychidae
Source: RefSeq, a predicted model, not a curated record
CACCCCCUGCAGCACAGCACCCCCUGCGACAUGGAACCCCCUGCACGCCAUCACCCAGGCCUGCAGCAUGGGGGAGCUGCUGCAGUGCAGCUGUGCGGCGACGCGGAGCCGGGCGCCUCCCCUGCCCACGGCCGGCCCGGGUGCCGAGGGCUCUGCCUGGGAGUGGGGUGGCUGCGGGGACGACGUGGAGUUCGGCUACGAGAAGUCCCGGCAGUUCAUGGACGCCAAACGGAAGAAGGGCAAGAGCGACAUCCGCACCCUCAUCGACCUGCACAACAACGAGGCUGGGCGCUUGUGCGGGCGCGGCCACCGCGCCGAGACCCUGGUGCUGGAGGAGAACUGCCUGUGCCGCUUCCACUGGUGCUGCGUGGUGCAGUGCCGCCAGUGCCGCGUGACCAAGGAGCUCAGCCUCUGCCUCUGAGCCGGCUCCUGACACCGGGUGCCCGGCAGCUCCCUCUCUCCGGACGCGGGCGCUGGGGGAGGGGCUUGGCCAGGCCCCGCCC